AUGGAGAACCAGCGCCGCGAUGACUCGCCAUCGGGCCUGUCAGAUAUCGUCGAGGGCGAUGGCCUACUGGGCACCGGCUUAACGACUCGCCAUAUCGAAGCUUUUGGAAGAAAAGUAACUACUACCGCAGGACACCUGAUCGGACCGGGCGAACAGAAUAACCACUUGCACAAUGCCAUGACCGACAUCCACCGCGAGCUGCGCCGACCGACCACGCAGCGCAGGGUCUUUUCCCUAGCUCAAACCACACCUACCGACCUCGUUCGCUCGAAGCUUUCCACCUCCGAGAUUCAAUCUCGUGCCCUUUCCUCGCUCCCGGAUGACCUUCUCGCCAACAUCCCGGAAGAUACCAGCUCCUACUCCCUGUUCCAAGGCUUCCAGGCCUCCGUCCCCGAAGAAGAGAAGGAGAAGAAACGACACCGAAGGCGCAGCUCUAAGAGCAAGCUGCUUAAGGAUGCCGAGAAAGGCGGCGCACUGACUGCCGGCCCGGCCGCGCUAAAGGAGCAGCGGGAAUCGCUGAGCCGCAAGCUGGAGUUGAUGGGCAUCCGAAAGAACAUGUGCAGCGCGGAGAUCCAUGAAAUUGACAACAAGGUCGCCAACCUGCACAAGAUGCGCAAGAUUGUUCUGGAUCGAUUGGCCGGAUUGGAGAUGGAUGAGGCGGGAUUGGAGCAAGAAUUGACCGAUCUCGAGAACAGGUUGGAAGAUUUGCCAGAGGAGGAAUCAGAAAACACACCAGUUGCGGCAGGGACGCCGCAAUUAGAAGGCAACGAUGAUUCAAUUGUGUCCUCCGGCGACCCAGCGAUGGACGCUUCGUUUAUGUCCGAAUCAAUCUACGAGAAGUUGCCUUCGCCUUCACCAAAAAGCCUACGACAUCGAAGUAACAGGAAACGAUCGAUGCCAAUUCUACACGAACACUUCGCCCCGGGUUCCCUCAUCAAGGAAAUAGAAGCGCACACCGACACGAUCACUGCGAUCGACUUCGACUUUCCAUUUGGAACUAUGGUCAGCGCUGCACUAGAUGAUACUGUGAGGGUCUGGGACAUGAACGUUGGCCGAUGCUCGGGCUUCUUGGAAGGACACCAUGCCUCGGUCCGCUGCCUGCAAGUUGAGGAUAACAUCGUGGCAACGGGCUCCAUGGAUGCCUCUGUCAAGUUGUGGGACCUGAGCCGUGCUCGGCCCACAACUCGAGACGGGCGCCUGAACAAACACGAGCGUGACCAAGAAGAAGCAGCACCAGAGCACAAUCUCCCACCACCGCCAUCGUCUGACCUCCGAGACUGCGAGGUCUUCUCUCUAGAAGCACAUGUCGACGAGGUGACUGCGCUCCAUUUCAAGGGCGACACCCUUAUCUCCGGCUCCGCAGACAAGACACUCCGACAGUGGGAUCUAGUCAAAGGCCGCUGUGUUCAGACCUUGGAUGUUCUGUGGGCCUCUGCCCAGGCAUCCUCGACAAUGAUGGGAGGAGAGUCUGACUGGCGACCAUCCGGCCGCACGCCCGAUGCCUCAGCCGACUUUGUUGGCGCAGUCCAGUGCUUCGACGCCGCGUUGGCAUGCGGUACAGCAGAUGGCAUGGUCCGCCUCUGGGAUUUGCGUAGUGGCCAUGUCCACCGGAGUCUUGUAGGUCACACAGGGCCGGUGACAUGUCUUCAGUUUGAUGAUGUGCAUCUGGUCACAGGCAGUCUUGACCGCAGCAUUCGGAUUUGGGAUCUGCGCAUGGGCUCUCUCUACGAUGCUUAUGCCUACGACAGGCCAAUCACUGACAUGAUGUUUGACGCGAAACGCAUUGUGGCUGCUGCCGGAGAGAACGUAGUCAAAGUCUACGACAAAGCCGACGGCCACCAAUGGGACUGUGGUCCGGGUGUUGGCUGGGACGAAGAAGGCGCCUCCCCUGCCAUCAUCGAGCGGGUUGCUCUUAAGGAUGGCUACCUUGUGGAGGGGCGCAAAGAUGGCACUAUGGCCGCUUGGACGUGCUAG
Messenger RNA from Penicillium bovifimosum, 1974 nucleotides. RefSeq lists its product as uncharacterized. The record is from RefSeq and is a predicted model, not a curated record. The coding region runs from base 1 to 1974 and encodes 657 amino acids. The transcript is spliced from 5 exons. Gene Ontology annotation, molecular function: protein binding. Lineage: Eukaryota; Fungi; Ascomycota; Eurotiomycetes; Eurotiales; Aspergillaceae.